CAGAGGGCGACCUACUUGUACGUAUCGUGAUUAGGUUCAUCAGGUCAAAUACAUCAUGGAGGUCGGUCUAUGGAUGUAAUAUAUCGGUUUGAAAUUUAAAAAUCAACAGUGAAUGCAGGAAGUGCCCAGAGGCUUCAAAAUGGAAGAGCUUAAAAUUGACAAAAGCAAGUUCAAACAGCAAGGACAGGGGAAGAGUGACUGGGGAGAGGAACUCCGCCAGAAAAUGGAGGUGAGAAUCACUGGAACAGAAUGGGUCCCUGUUGAUGCGAAUUGCCCAUGCAGUCAUACAACGCUUCCAAGACGAAAUCUAAAGAAGAGCCAGCACCCUCCACAAUCAUUUUUAGCCUGGACAACACUCUCAAGGGGCUUUCCCAAGUUGUGUGCAUACUGGAGAAGCAGAAUGUCGCUCUGCACCACAUCGAAUCCCGCUCCUCCUUGUCCGACCCUGAAGCUAAGGAGUUCCUGGCCGUCCUGGAGAGUGACAAGGCUAGUGAGGCCAGGGUGAUGGACACCUUAGAGCUGCUGAAGGAAUGUGUGAAAUCACUGGAGGUUGUGGAGGGAGGUGAGAAUGAUACAGUCUGGUUCCCCAGAACUCUGGAGGAGAUGAAUCCAUGCCUAACUCGGCCGCUGUAUUCUGAACUAGAACCAUCUCACCCGGGUGCUAAGGAUCCUGAGUACCAAGCUCUCCGCAAGAUGUGUUGGAACAUUGCUCACAACUACACUAUUGGCACCCCAAUCCCCGUCAUUGAAUACACUGAAAGCCAGAUCAAGACGUUUGGCGCUAUCUACAGCAAACUGAAGAUCCUCUACCCGACCAACGCCUGCAAGGAGUUUAACGAGAUCUUCCCAGAUCUCGUCAAGGAAUGCAACAUUAGUGAAGACCACAUACCCCAGAUGGAAGAUGUUUCCCAGUUUGUGAAAAAACGCACAGGGUUCGUGCUCCGGCCAGUCUCGGCACUGCUGUCUGCUAGAGAUUUCCUGAGCGCUCUGGCUUUCCAUGUUUUUCCAGCGACUCAGUACCUGCGUCACCCCUCCAGCCCAUUCUACACGCCUGAACCAGACCUUUGCCAUGAACUGUUGGGACACUGCGCGCUGUUGGCCAACCCCGAGUUUGCCCAGUUUUCACAGGAGAUUGGUCUUGCCUCACUUGGUGCUCCCGAUGAAUACAUUGAGAAGUUAGCGUCGGUUUACUGGUUCACUGUUGAGUUUGGUGUCUGCAAAGAAUCCACCGGCAGGAAGGCCUACGGUGCUGGCCUGUUGUCCUCAGUCGCUGAGAUUCAGUAUUUCCUGACAGACGAGCCCAAGGUCAAACCGUUUGACACCAGCACAGCUAUCACCGAGUCGUACCCCGUAGAAGGGUUUCAGACCACCUACUUUCUGGCCGAAAGCUUCUCCGAUGCUUUGCAGAAAAUCAGAGCCUUUGCUGCAACCAUUCCGCGUCCGUUCACAGUGCGGUACAACCCCUACACACAGUCCAUCGAGGUGCUGGACAGUAAGGAGAAAUUACUGAAAGUGGCUGAGCAGCUGAACGGUGAGCUGAACCGACUGAUGGACGGAAUUCUCAAGCUGAAGUAAAUUGCACCCUGCUUGCAUUGAGAGGAUUUCGCAAUAUUAGCGCCGCCGAUUCUUCAAGUCUUUUCAUUCUCAUCUGUAAGCUGCUUAGGUGAAGUGGGUUCGUUAUUCCGUUUCUAAUAGAGUGAAAAUACUUGAGGUUCCAAAGAUCAAAGAUGUAACGAGACCAAAGGUCUCUGUCGGAUCACUGAAACUUACCAGAACCGGGGGGGGGGGGAGAGCCAACAAGUUGGUGACACAGCCAAGGCAUUUAGAUGAGAGUUUGUUUGGUUUCCCAAGAAGUGUAUUCAUGUAUGGCUUUUAUAGAGGGUAAAGUCAUUUUGCCAGCUGUGCAAUACAGUGUGUAUGUGUGCUUUUUAUUUACUCCCAGUGAUUGCUUGCCAAUAUUACUUGGCAUUAAGGAGAAUAAUGAUUAUAUUUUGACUCUGCCAUUCGACGAUUCUGACAGGUUUCAGCAGGGCUUUUGUGUUUUCCAAUAUAUGUUGGAUUUCUCUCUUGAUAUUUGUGGGUUUUUUAUUGUUUAUUUGGGGAGAUGAUGGGACUGGGAUGAGACUGCACUUGUCAUUUAUUUUUCUACAUUGGUCAGCAUUUGACUUACCAAGACUUUGAAACUGUCUUACCACUUGCACGGACCUCCAUGCGCAUUACAGGGCAGUGUUUUUUUUUUUACUUCAGAAAGGUCAAUUUUUCCUUUAUUCAGUUUCAGCCAUAACAGCAUUAAAUACGAUCCACUCAGCUUUUCAAACUUUUUCUGUUCCAAAUUUAAAAGCUUGACAAGUUUGACUUCUUGCUGACUAGUGUAGAUGUCUUUAAUGACCACUCCAAUCUUUUCAAGAAAUCCUUAUGAAAUGUUGACAAGCGAAGGGCCAGGCAUUGGUCCUAUUUUAAUGAUGGGUAACAGAGUAAUCACCGCAUGCAUUGCAGUGCAAUUUAUUUAUACAUUUAGAUUUAAAAAUGGAAGAAAACAUUUACUUUCUUUUUUUUAAUCAACAUUUUUGCCGAUACUGCAAAAAGAAAAUUGUUUCAUCUUUACAAUUAUGUAAGAUUCUUUUUUUUUUUCUGCAUGAUAUUAUGAAGUUUACUAUCAUAUUACAUCGGUGGGGUUAUAUUUUAAUUUUUAUUUUCUUACUGGUAUUGCCAAAGUAUCUGGCUUUCUAGAUCUUACUCAGCAUUACUAAUGAUAUUAUUUUCUUAAUACUUGUCAUCUGAUGGCUCCGUUCACCAGAGCAUUUGCGUUUACUAACAAGUUGGAUUUCUCUCUUCCUGAGAUGUCAGGGGUUUUGAAUGAUUUGUUUGUGGGGUGCGGUUGUAGGGUAGGGAUAGGACAGCAUCCGCUGUUCAUUUAUAUUGGUUUAGGUCAGGAUUGACUUCCAUUCUGAGAUUGGAGUCUGAAGCUAUCUUAUCAAUGCAGAGUGGGUCCUUGAGUGGGUCCAUGAGUGGGCACUGUAGGCCAGUAUUUAUCCAUUUCUAGAAAGGUCCACAUUUUUGGUUUGGGGAAAUUCUAAAUUCAGUUUCAGCCAUGACAGCGAUAAAAAGCAAUCCGUGAGUGAUGAUCAAAAGGUGGUUUCUUCAACAACGCCAAAAAAAUAUACAAGUUAACUCGGGUGAAAUACAUGCAUGAACCCACGACCUGCUUACGAGUGCAGAUGCCUGAACGGGCUACUUGAAUCUUUACAAAAUUUCUAUGCGGUUUGGGCGGAGGGCAAGUCAAAUGUCAAUUUAAUUUUAUAAUAAGGUAACUAUGGUUGAUACAAUGAAUUGCUUAACUUUUAUGUUCCAAUGCAUUUAAUGUAUACAGUUGUUUAGAAAAUGGAAAGAAAAACUUUACUUCAUUUUUUUUUUAUUUGCAAAGAAAAUUGCAUCACUUUACACAACUUUAUAAAAUGUAUUCAUAAAGUUUACCCAUCAUUGGUGGAGUUUUCCCAAACCUUGACUUUGAAAUAUUUUGCUGAUAAAUUUAUAUUAACCUUUUCGUAUGUAUUUUGUGGGAUAUGUUAUCCAGUUGGAUAUUUUCUGUACCAGAUUCUAUUAUCAAGAUCAUAUGCAUUUCUGGAAAAGUUGCACGGUGGCUUUACUUUGUGUGGCUUCAAGGGGUAGUACCAAUGAAUUUGUGUACAGACUUUCAAAAAGCGCCGUUUGCGUCUCAGUUAACCUGAUUUUUCGACUUUUGUUUCAUUAUUUCAGAGGGUAUUUUGCAGGUUUUUUGCUUUUUAUGCUAAUGAGUAUUUCCAUAUUUGUGAGCAAAACUGUGAUGUCAUCCCAGGAAGAACGCCUAAAUGUUACGUUGGUUUGCACACAAAAAGCCAUGCAUAUUUUGUAGAUUUUUUGCUGGAUUAAAUUUUUCUCUUUGCUGAUUUAUUGUUAUGUGCAGAGCAAGAAGUGAGUGCCAGUGCUUUUCUCAGCAAUGUUUCCAGUAAGUAAAUUCAGGGUCCACAGUUUUAGAACAGAAAAUAGAAACGAUAGAAAAAUGCAGGUAUGUCUUGCAUGGAUGUUGUCACAGCAACAGCGCCCUCAGUUGUCUAGGAAGACAUGGAUAAGUUUGAGUGUUUAAUUAAAAAGGGCACUUUUCACUGCAUUUAACCAAAUGGAAUUGUAAAAGAGAGUUGAUACAUUGAAGAAGAGUGCAAAGUUGAACUAUUGUGUCUGUGAAAUUCAUUGCGGCUACCCUUUAAGUAACACAUAUUCUACACUUCUGAAAAGUGCUUGUUUAAUAAAUGACUAUGCUGCUGCAAUUAA
Messenger RNA from Acanthaster planci (crown-of-thorns starfish), 4308 nucleotides. Its product is annotated as phenylalanine-4-hydroxylase-like. The record is from RefSeq and is a predicted model, not a curated record. Lineage: Eukaryota; Metazoa; Echinodermata; Asteroidea; Valvatida; Acanthasteridae. Gene Ontology annotation, molecular function: oxidoreductase activity, acting on paired donors, with incorporation or reduction of molecular oxygen, reduced pteridine as one donor, and incorporation of one atom of oxygen; iron ion binding. Gene Ontology annotation, biological process: aromatic amino acid metabolic process.